CUUCUCUUGUGUAUUUCAGUGAGCUCACCGAUUGAUGCUGAUAUAUCUAGACAUGACCUAAAUGAAACAGCUAUGAUCUAGAUAGAUAAGCAGACCAUCAUCAGGGACACAUAUACGGCUCUAUUUGGCUAACAUACGACUGUGUGUAUGGUGUCAUAGUAUCCUAUACUACACUCUACCCACUCAAAUACACAUCUAAACGUCGACACCUCAGAGCUACUAUUGAUAUAACUGAAAUACCUAGCAUUAUGGCGUUUAUUGAGAUAGAUGCCACUACACUUGGCGUAGUAGUCGUGGUUGCUGCAGUGGUGUACAUAAACCUUCCUAAAGGCUACUUAUUAUCACUAUUAUCAUCAUCUGCUGAGGAUACGUCCGCAUCUGAGAAUACAGCUAAGAAGAAACGGAAAAAGAAGAAAACAGGCGCAAACAGUGAGUUCAAUCGAGACGUGGACACGCUUAUAGAGGAGGUCGCACAUAGCGGUAAUAUGAACAACAAGCAACGCAAAACAGCUUCUAGGAAAGCAAAUGGUACUAAGAAUAUCCCAACCAAUGUUAAAGUAGACGAUAGUUUGCCUGUGUAUGAAACCGAGGUGCACGGCAGCUUCAUUAAGAAAGAGAGUCAAAGGGAAAGGAAAGCCAAAGCUAGGGCCAAAGAGAUCAAGGGCGUACCUAUGCCGGUAGAUGAGAGCGACGACGAGG
Molecule: messenger RNA, 699 nt
Organism: Sphaeroforma arctica JP610
Lineage: Eukaryota; Ichthyosporea; Ichthyophonida
Exons: 1
Source: RefSeq, a predicted model, not a curated record